Zonotrichia leucophrys gambelii is the source of this 2025-nucleotide messenger RNA. RefSeq names its product solute carrier family 16 member 12 (gene SLC16A12). NCBI's taxonomy places the organism in Eukaryota, Metazoa, Chordata, Aves, Passeriformes, Passerellidae. Gene Ontology annotation, molecular function: monocarboxylic acid transmembrane transporter activity. The coding region runs from base 207 to 1679 and encodes 490 amino acids. Gene Ontology annotation, cellular component: plasma membrane. The record is from RefSeq and is a predicted model, not a curated record. Gene Ontology annotation, biological process: monocarboxylic acid transport; transmembrane transport. The transcript has 7 exons.
UUCUUUUUUACUCGUAACUUUUUACCCUGAUCUGUCUGACUGCGUGGCUGCUGUGUCGAGGGCUGAGAAGGUGGCCUGAAAGGAAGGAACACAUGGCAGGGGGCAGGAGAUGGCCGCAGCCCCAUGUGCCGAGCAGCCCGGGCCCGCGCCGGCCGUGAGGGCCGCAGCCAGGCGCUGUCCCUGAGGCGAGGAGCGCAGGCACCGCCAUGGCCUCAUCCCGCCGGGCCCGGCACGCCGGCCCUCCCGACGGAGGCUGGGGAUGGAUGAUUGUCGCUGGCUGCUUCCUCGUCACCAUCUGCACUAGGGCCGUAACAAGGUGCAUCUCCAUUUUUUUUGUGGAGUUUCAGGCAUACUUUGGGCAGGAUUAUGCCAGAACUGCUUGGAUCCACUCCAUUGUGGACUGUGCUACGAUGCUUUGUGCCCCGCUUGGGAGUUUAAUCAGUAAUCAUGUAUCCUGCCAAGUUGGUAUCAUGCUAGGAGGGCUGCUUGCAUCUGCUGGACUAAUUCUGAGCUCAUUCGCCACCAGUCUGGAACAUCUCUACUUAUCAUUAGGAGUCCUCACAGGACUUGGAUUUGCACUUUGUUAUUCUCCAGCCAUUGCGAUGGUGGGCAAAUACUUCAACAAAAGGAAAGCGCUGGCGUAUGGAAUAGCCAUGUCAGGAAGUGGAAUUGGUACCUUCAUCCUGGCCCCUGUGGUCCAGCUCUUAAUUGAGCAGUUUUCCUGGCGAGGAGCUUUGCUCAUCCUGGGAGGUUUUGUACUAAACCUCUGUGUCUGUGGUGCCUUGAUGCGGCCUAUUUCUCUUAAGGAGGAUUGUAAAGCUGCUCCUGAGUUGCUUGAACAGAAUUAUGUCUCUGAAACAGGGAAACAAGACUUAAAGCGAAUGUCCAUCUCUUCACCUUUAAUCAAAUUAUGGCCUCGUGAAUGUUUAUGCUACUGUUCAUGGAAGGAAUAUGACUUUUUGCUGAUGCCAGGCUUCAUGGUGCUGGCAGUGUCAAUUUUAUUUAUGGCAUAUGGCUGCAGCCCUCUUUUUGUCUACCUAGUGCCUUAUGCUCUGAGUGUUGGAGUGAGUCAUCACCAGGCUGCCUUCCUCAUGUCCAUACUUGGUGUCGUAGACAUCAUUGGUAAUAUCACCUUUGGAUGGCUCACAGACAGAAGGUGCCUGAAGAAACAUCGGUACUUUUGCUACCUCUUUGCUGUGGGAAUGGAUGGCCUCUCUUGUCUUUUCCUGCCAGUUCUCCAAAGCUUCCCCUUGCUUGUGCCUUUCUCAUUUACCUUUGGCUACUUUGAUGGAGCCUAUGUAACGCUGAUCCCUGUUGUGACAGCAGAUGCAGUGGGAACUCCUUUGUUAUCAUCAGCACUGGGCGUUGUGUAUUUUCUCCAUGCCAUACCAUAUCUAGUGAGCCCACCUGUGGCAGGCUGGCUUGUGGACACAACUGGCAGCUAUACUGCAUCAUUUCUCCUGUGUGGAUUUUCUAUGAUAUUUAGUUCAGCACUAUUGUGCUUUGCAAGACUAGCAAAGAAAAUCAAAAGAACACAUUUGCCAUCCCUCACUGGUAACACAGCCUUGAAACAGCACAUCUGGACAAAUGGAGCAAUAGCUUAUUCUGUCACAGCAGAAUUAGACCAAAGGGAUGUUGAAUUUUUGGCUGUGGAUACAAACAGCUUCAGCAAGAGGUGACAAGUGCUGUUGAGAUUCAGUAGGGCACAACCUGAGACAGAUGUGGCUCAGUGGUGUUACACUGUUGAAUAUACUUCUCCUGUGAAACAAGACCUCUCAAUUAGAUUGUUCUGUCGUGUUUUAGUUGGCUUAAAUCUACAUACAGCAACAGUAAUACCAAGUUAAUGCAGUAAUAGAAGAAAGCUAGACUGAAAAUAGAGUUUGUAGAUACAAGUGUUCACAGAUUUAUUUGAAAUGCAAUGUUGACUCCACAGGCAUCAGUCACCAAAACUGAACAAUAACAUUUACAUUUAAAAAUACUAUUAAUGACCCAAGCUUUUUCAUUUUGUGGUCUAGUGUGUUUCAA